Macroventuria anomochaeta is the source of this 2235-nucleotide messenger RNA. RefSeq lists its product as uncharacterized. Gene Ontology annotation, biological process: regulation of transcription by RNA polymerase II. The record is from RefSeq and is a predicted model, not a curated record. Gene Ontology annotation, molecular function: RNA polymerase II cis-regulatory region sequence-specific DNA binding; DNA-binding transcription factor activity, RNA polymerase II-specific. Bases 1 to 2235 code for a protein of 744 amino acids. Lineage: Eukaryota; Fungi; Ascomycota; Dothideomycetes; Pleosporales; Didymellaceae. The transcript has 2 exons.
AUGUCGAGUUUCCAAGCAGUCAACACUACCCUGGCGGUGCCUGAACCGCCACCAGGACGCUCUGGGGAAGAAACAACCCCCACGACUCCACGACCAGAUGCUAGGUUCCAAAAGGACUCAAAGAGUGGCGAGGAAAUUAGGACAGAAGACCCUUCCCUCAAGACACCGACACGCAAUAGCUUCAUUGGUAUUGCCGGCCAACAACCCCUACCUUCCUCGCCCUUCGAGCCCACUCGCGAACUCAGUGAGACACCUUCAACCAAAAGCAAUCUGAGCAGAGGGCAAUCACACACUUCGACACAAUCGGUAGACACAACAGAAGAUGUACACAUGGGCGAGGGCGACGAGGACGACGACAAAGACGGGUCAGACAAUGAGAGUGUAACCAGUGAAAGCGGCAGGCCGUCAAAGAAAAAGAAAGGGCAGCGUUUCUUUUGUACCGAGUUUCCUCCAUGCAAUUUGAGCUUUACGAGAAGUGAGCAUUUAGCUAGGCAUAUUCGUAAACACACUGGUGAACGACCGUUCCAAUGUCACUGCUCUCGACGCUUCUCACGACUCGACAAUCUUCGACAACACGCCCAGACUGUUCAUGUCAACGAAGACAUUCCAGCAGAAUCACUUGCUGCGACUGGCACAAGGUUUCAAAGACAGAUCAGGACGGACCGUGUCAGGCCUCCUGGGCCUCGCUCUAGGGCGAACACCCUCGGAAGUAUGGGCGGGCACAGCAGAGGACACAGCAGGAACCUCUCGACUUCAAGUAUUACAUCGACUAUCUCGGCCAUGAGCGUGGCACAGUCUCCAGACUCUCGACGCCGACCUCUACCUCUUGCCAUGGCCAGUGACGAUUCUGCGAGAGCACGAUUGUCGCUGCAGACCAUGGAAGCUUACAACCCACCACUCAUGGGUAGUCCAGGCCCUCAGAUUGUUGAGUACGACUCCCAAUCAAAUGCUCCCACCACGCCCACAUCUACGACAUAUUCCGGAAUUGCAGGCAGCCCUGCACAAUUUUGUUCUGCGAUGCACUCACCUGCGUCUACAUCGUCCAGACCGGUUUCAUGGGCUGGCCCACCACCAGGACGUCGCUUGUCUAACAGUAACCCUUUCUCAGGACCACCCGGACAAGUUCCUCCACCGUAUAUGUCUCCACUACAGUCAUCUGCCGCCUCUACAUUCUCGACUCAAAGUAGCGUGUAUAGUAGUCCAGUAGUCUCAAACUUUCCAGGACAGAGGAGGGAAUCGAACGCAGACGCAGACUGGAGAAGACGAACUUGGCACCCAGGCACAUAUACUGGACCUCGACCGGCAACAAGUGGACUUGGCUACCACCAGACACCUGAUGCAGACCGACCAUCGUACACAUCGCAACCCGCUGCAUCACAAACUAGGCUUCCCGGCAUCGAAAGUUUUGACUAUGCGCCUCCUCCACCAGCUCUAUCGCGUCCUCCACCGGGCCCUGUGCACACGGAUGCACCACAACGCCCCCUCACUUACCACGCACCGAUCGAGCCUCUACCAGGUGUUGGACAUAGGAAACGCAUGAGCGUCUCCUGGGAGGACACCAUGCAAAGGGGCAUCAAUCGUCUCGACAUAACUGGCUCAGCCUCCCCUCGGGAGUCGUGGCCGCAGUAUCCUCCUAAUGGACAACCAGCUACGACCCGGCCUAUGACUGCACCCCACGGCUUCUUCAAUCAUCAGCAGCCGCCAAAUGUCCCUCAGCUAUUGCAAACCCAUCCCGCUGAUUCAGGGCGUAGCUCUCAGGAAGUGCCUGCUACGCCUCGCAAGAACAAGCGGCAGGCUUGGUAUAACGGGCCCGUCAGCCAACCUGUCUCCCAGCCGGUACGGGUCAUGCAGCGCACGUCUCCCGAGGACUCAAGCAGUAGCGAAGGUGUUCCGACCCCAGGUAAUACUACAAUGAGCGAAUACCACCCUGCAAUUGUGCAUAGCAAUGGGUUCGUGGAGGCACACCCCCCCGGGGCUCAUGUGGAGGAAUACAAAUCUCCAGCCUCAAUCAUGGACAGACCGCAUCCGCUGCAUACUGGCUAUCAAUCUUACCAUAGGCACACCCUCUCCAACUCGAGUUCUAGCUCGACCUAUCGACCUCAGCGCGAGCCGGAGAGAGGACCUACCACGUUUGGUCAACCAUUACCUCCACAGGGCGCCAACGACAUGAGACGACUCGAUGCUCUCGUGGCUGUGGCAACCGGCGAACACCAGGCUGUUGAGAACCGAUCCUGA